AAAGUUGCCCUAUAAAUAUUCUGCCCUUGCAGUAUAUGUGUGCCUCACAACUGCUCUCCCUUUUUACAUAACCAUCCAAGCGUUUCAGUGUUUCACCUUAGGGAUCAUUUACUAACUGCUAGUGAAAAGUUUAUUUUCAAUUGAAGCUAUGGUUUCCCUUCAAUCAACCACUUCCCCAAAUGGAAGAAAGACGACAAUCCCAGAGGCUGAUAAUUUAUUAAAGAAGAGAAAGUUGGAUGAUGAGUCUGCACAAACUGAAGGGCUGUUCGAGAAAAGAUCAAAACCACCUGAAAUCACAAAAUCUUUCUUUGAAAUCGAGCUACAACUUGAGACUCCUUUGCCUUUAGAGUGGCAAAGAUGUCUCGAUAUUCAGUCAGGGCAGAUACACUUCUAUAACACAAGGACACAGAAGAGAACAACUAGGGAUCCAAGGAGGAGCCCAGAGCCACCAAGUCCUAGCCAUAUGAGCUUAGACCUUGAGCUAAACCUGCAGCCACGUGAGUCACAAACGAAAAACAACGCAAACAGCCACAGUAUAAGGCAUAAUUUUGCUAGCUCCAUACAGGGUUUGGACGAUUUGUUCAUGGAUUCAAGUAAAGAUAAUAAGAAUUCAGAAGGGCUUAAGCGGUCACCUUCGUGGUUAGCAUUUGAGGGAGAUGAUGAGGAAGAGAUGGUUGCAACCGUGUGCACAAGGUGCCACAUGUUGGUGAUGCUUUGCAAGUCCACUCCUGCUUGCCCUAACUGCAAAUUCGUGCACCCACCGGACCAGAACCCUCCUAAGCUAUUCAAGCAAAGGCUUAGCCUCUUGUGCUAGCGAGCUAAAUCAAUAAGGGAUCAAAGCGUUGUUAAUUUCUGAGUUUUAGGAUUAGUCCGCACAUGAUGAUGAUGAAUUUCAUUUCACCAUGGCAACGUUGGAUCUUGAUUACGUUUUAUUCUCCUUUGUAUUUCAUCUUUUAAUUUAAAAAUGACUGCUCUGUGUGCGAGGGAGAGAGAGAGAGAGGUGAUAAUCACUAACUUGUAUCAUUUACUAAGAGAAUAUAGGAGUAUAUUUCAACAUUAUCGAUCGAGUAAGCAUUUUUUUGCUUAUUAGGACAUCAAACAACAUAUUUUAGAUCAUCAGAAGUUAAAUAAAGGGAAAAAAAAAUAAAUAAAUCUUUUUUUUUUCAAAUUUCAGCGAUAGCUGAACACCAACUUAUUUAAGUUGCAUUGCGAUCGUAAGAGAGAGAGCUUGAAGGUGUGCAAGUACACAUUGAAAGUGCAAUUGGUUUAGCAACUGAAGAAUCUAUGCAAUAUACUUGAAGUUUAAGAAAUGUGAAAUAAAUAAAAAAUUUUAGAAAUGUUUUAAUUUUUUUCAUAUGAAAUUUAAUAUAUUUUCUUAUAUUCUUUGUAAUUAUUUAUAAUUAUUUUAUUUAUUUCUUAUAUGCCAUAAAUUAUUUAUUUUGAUUUUAAUUUUUAAUAUUUUAUUCCGACCACUAUAUAUGUAAUUUUAUUCUCAACACUAUAAAACUAACUUAUAAUAUUAUUUUUUAAAAAAUUAUAUAGAUAGUAUCACCCUUUUAUUUAAAUUUGACAAUUAAGGUAUGCUAAUCCAUUCAAGUCUUAAAUUCAUUCAAAUUGUGAUGUAAAUUCAAUAAAUAAUAAAAAUUUAAGCGAAUUAAAUUAAUCAAAUUUACUCUGGUUGGUUAUUUCGUAUUGAAUAGUACAUAUUGCAUUACAGGGUGGGCCCGAAGCCCAUUAAAGGAAACAAUUAGGCCCACCAAGGGUCAACAAAGUCAUUUAUAUAGCCACGUCAUGCAGUCCACUAGUCUCGUUCCGCCUAAAUUUUUGAAAGCCCCAAAGAGACACCAAGAGCAGACAGAGAGAUCUUCUAAUGCUUUGUUUGAAAACCGCGAGAGACAGAGAGAGAGACAGAGAGAGAGAGAGUAAAGGAACGGCCCCAAAUGGAGAGCAAAGAUGAAGCUCUAAGAUCGCAGAUAGCAAUUCGCUGUGCCAAAGUCUGUAUUCUGCUUUAUUCGUUGAAAGCAUUCCCAAAUCGCCACUUCAAAACCACAAGCAACGGUCAAGACGAGGUCAGUUAUACACUCCUCGGUAUCUCUUGCUCUCGAUUGAAUUGUUGAACCUAGGCUUUGUUUUCAGUCCGACUCAAAAUUCUUAUGUGCGCUUGAAAUCUAUUUGCGGGAGAAGGAUCUGAUGAUGGAAGAAAUCAGAGAUUUGAAGAUGAAAUUGGCAAGGGAAAGAAUUAAAUGUAAGAGGAUCAAGCUCUGUGGCCUAAUGGAGGUGAUUCUUCAGGUGAUGCUGCUGUUAUCUUUUUCCACUGUCCUUUUGGUGCUCGCUUUCAAGUCUCCUUCAAAUUGAUGGUUUACCUUCUGUUUGUUUAGUGUAAAUUGGAAUGAAUACCUCGAUCUGAUUAUUUUGUUGCUGGUAUUCUUUCUCUAGACGCGACUACUGUCGAUUAGUGAAACUAUAUUGUGUUCCACUUCCACAUUUGGCUCAAAUAUACUUUUUAGUUUUUUA
Molecule: messenger RNA, 2514 nt
Organism: Hevea brasiliensis (rubber tree)
Lineage: Eukaryota; Viridiplantae; Streptophyta; Magnoliopsida; Malpighiales; Euphorbiaceae
Product: protein CURLY FLAG LEAF 1
Exons: 2
Coding region: 149-814 (221 amino acids)
Molecular function (GO): protein binding
Source: RefSeq, a predicted model, not a curated record